CCGCUCGUCCAGUACAAGGGCUACGUGCACGGCGUGGAGCUGGAGAAGGUCAGGCUGGGCUUCUCCUCCAAGCUGCAGAAGUUGUUUGUGGACAACCUGAGGUUCGACGUGACCUUCACCUUCAGCCGGCUGCCACUGCAGGUCCAGCACCGGGCUGCAGCCCUGGCCAUGCAGCGCGGCUUGCCCAGCCUCCUCUUCCCCUCCACCUCCAGCAACAAGUCCCUCUUUGCAGACGCCUUCCAGCCCCGGUGGUUUGACCGCAAGCUGCAGGCGAACGAGGAGCAGUGCAGAGCCGUGAUGCACAUCGUGACGGGGAUGUCCAGGCCAGCCCCAUACCUCAUCUUCGGCCCCCCCGGCACUGGCAAGACGGUCACCAUGGUGGAGGCCAUCAAGCAGGUAUGGACGUGCUUCAAGGACGCCCGGAUCGUGGCCUGUGCUCCUUCCAACAGUGCCGCAGACCUGCUGUGCCAGCGCCUCGUCAAGGACAUCGCCCCCCGGUACAUCUACAGGCUCAUUGCCAGCUCCAGGAGCUACCAGGAGGUGCCUCCUGACAUCAGGCCCUGCUGCAACUGGGACAAUGAGCAGAGCUGCUACGUGUACCCCAGCAAGGAGCACUUGGGGCGCUACCGGAUCCUCAUCACCACGCUGGUGACAGCGGGAAGGUUGGUGUCAGCCAACUUCCCCCCGGGAUUUUUCUCCCACAUCUUCAUCGACGAGUGCGGCCAGGCAGUCGAGCCGGAGAGCGUGGUUGCCAUUGCAGGGCUCCUGACCGCCAUGGACCAGGAGACCAACCCCAACGGGGGGGGCCAUCGAGCACGGCUUGGCCCUCAGCUUCCCAGCUGGUGCAGGAGAUGGGACCGUACCCACUGAGCUGGAUGCGGAAUACCCGGGAGGGUGCUGGAGCUACAUGGCACCCACCCUGGGCACGGUCCUGUCCCUGCCAGGUCCCACGAGGCCAUCCUGAGGAUCCCCAACGAGCUGUUCUAUGACAGCGAGCUGAAGGCCUGCGAGAGCGACGAGCUCGACGUCCGAAGUCUCUAUUGUGCCUGGGAGGAGCUGCCCAAAAAAGGCUUCCCCAUCAUCUUCCACGGGGUUUGUGGGGAAGAUCGGAGGGACCCCUCAGUCUUCAACACGGCCGAGAUCGAGGUGCUGGUCUACUACCUCAAGAAGCUGCUGCAGAGCCGGGGCAAGGGGGGCUGCCCCAGCGUCUCGCCCAAGGAGGUUGGCAUCAUCUCUCCCUACAGAAAACAGGUGGAGAAGAUCCGGAAAGCCAUCACCUCCCUGGACCCUACCUUGCGGAAGCUGCCGGACAUCAGCCUGCUGAAG
Eurypyga helias (sunbittern) is the source of this 1326-nucleotide messenger RNA. RefSeq names its product Mov10 RISC complex RNA helicase (gene MOV10). The record is from RefSeq and is a predicted model, not a curated record. Gene Ontology annotation, molecular function: RNA binding; 5'-3' RNA helicase activity. Lineage: Eukaryota; Metazoa; Chordata; Aves; Eurypygiformes; Eurypygidae.